Messenger RNA from Protopterus annectens (West African lungfish), 2256 nucleotides. Its product is annotated as dynein axonemal heavy chain 5-like. The transcript is spliced from 12 exons. The record is from RefSeq and is a predicted model, not a curated record. Lineage: Eukaryota; Metazoa; Chordata; Ceratodontiformes; Protopteridae. Bases 1 to 2256 code for a protein of 751 amino acids.
AUGACCUUCAGGCCAGCAAAUAUAGUCCUGCCUUACCAGUACAUUUUGUUGAAUUUUUCUCUUCUAGAAGAUGCUUCAGCAAAAGAGUUCCUCAAAAUUCUAGGCCUCAUGGCAUCAAUUAUCCUCAUUAUACCACUAGCCAGACUACAUCUGAAAAAAAUUCAUUGGUACUUGGAAGAAUUGUUUGACCCAGCACCUUCAUCCCUUGGAUUUCCAGAUGACAGCACAUCUGACAUCUCUUUAUUUCUCAAUGUAUCCAUUCCUGUUCAAACUAAAAACUAUUUCAAGAGCAUUUCUGAGAAUAAGGAAAUAAUAAAACUGGUCUCUGUACUCAGCACAGCAAUUAAUGCUACCAAAAAUGAGGUUCUUAAAGCCCUAGAACAGUUCAAGUGCUACCAUCACAUCUGGCAGAAGGAUCGGGAAGAAACUAUUCAGAAGCUGAUGUUUGGGAGCCCUUUGCUUUCUGAGAUAGAAUCCCAGAUUCUGUACUACCGAGAUUUAGAGUUAAAGAUUACUGCAGAGCCCGAGUACAUUACUGUGGGAGCAUUAGCCCUCUUUACUGCUGACCUGAAAAUGGCACUUAUGGCUGAAACAAAGGCUUGGAUGGCAGAUCUAGGCCGGCAUUGUAACAAGAAGUAUAGAACAGAAAUGGAAAGGAUCUUUUUGUUUGUUGAGGAGGUGACCAAAAAGCUAAGUCGACAGAUCAAGGAUCUGGAUGACAUAAGAAUUGUUAUGGCUGCGCUUAAAGAGAUCCGGGAAGAACAGAUCACCACUGAUUUUCAAGUGGGACCCAUUGAGGAAUCAUAUGCCAUGUUAAAUAAGUAUGAGCUGCUGGUGGCAAAAGAAGAAGCUGAAAAAGUAGACACCCUGCGUUAUACAUGGGAGAAGCUGCUUGCACGAGCCACUGAAGUCCAGAAUGAACUAGUUACUUUGCAGCCCAAUUUCCGAGGUGAACUUAUCAGCAAUGUACAGGCUUUCAUUGAGGAAUCUAGUCAGUUCUAUGUGGACUAUGAAAAGGAAGGACCUAUGGCUGCAGGAUUAGCUCCGCAAGAUGCUAGUGACAGGCUCAUCAUGUUUCAGAAUCGCUUUGACAAUCUGUAUCGCAAGUAUAAUACUUACAGUGAUGGUGAGAGGCUGUUUGGCUUGCCUGUUACUGAGUAUCCCCAGCUGACCGAAAUCAAGAAACAGCUAGCUCUGUUACAGAAGCUGUAUGGCUUGUACAACAGUGUUAUUGAAACCGUAAACAGCUACUAUGACAUCUUGUGGUCAGAGGUCAACAUUGAAAAAAUCAACAAUGAGCUGAUUGAUUUUCAAAACAGGUGCAGAAAGCUUCCCCGUGCAUUGAAGGAAUGGCAGGCAUUCUUGGACCUCAGAAAAACAAUAGAUGACUUCAAUGAGUGCUGUCCCUUGCUGGAACAUAUGUCUAACAAAGCCAUGAUGGCUCGACAUUGGAAACGAAUGACUGAUGUUACUGGUCACUCAUUUGAAGUGGAAAGUGAGACCUUCAAGCUGAGAAAUAUUAUGGAAGCUCCCCUCCUAAAAUACAAAGAGGAAAUUGAGGACAUAUGCAUCAGUGCUGUUAAAGAGAAGGAUAUUGAGCAAAAAUUGAAGCAGGUGAUAGCAGAGUGGGACAACAAGUCGUUCACCUUUGCAAACUUCAAGACCCGAGGAGAACUACUGCUGAGGGGGGAUAGCACAUCAGAGAUCAUUGCCAACAUGGAAGACAGCUUAAUGAUUCUUGGAUCACUGAUGAGCAAUAGGUACAACACACCAUUUAAAGCACAGAUACAAAAAUGGGUGCAAAACCUGUCCAACACCACAGAUAUCAUCGAGAACUGGAUGACAGUACAAAACCUAUGGAUUUAUCUAGAAGCUGUCUUUGUGGGUGGAGACAUUGCAAAACAACUUCCAAAGGAAGCAAAGCGCUUUUCUAACAUUGACAAAUCUUGGGUGAAAAUCAUGACACGAGCACAUGAGAUGCCGAAUGUUGUUCAGUGCUGUGUAGGAGAUGAAACCAUGGGACAGCUACUUCCACACCUCCUGGAACAACUAGAAAUUUGUCAGAAGUCACUCACAGGAUAUUUGGAAAAGAAACGUUUGCUGUUUCCUCGCUUCUUUUUUGUCUCUGAUCCUGCCCUUCUUGAGAUUCUUGGUCAAGCGUCAGAUUCUCAUACCAUUCAAGCCCACCUGUUAAAUGUAUUUGACAAUAUUAAAUCAGUUCGCUUCCACGAAAAGGUGAGUAAUUUAAAGUCAUGA